AUGAAUCCACUUCUAUACCCUAUAACAGAAAAGGGAACUCGAAAACCCAAAUGUGCUCGUUGUCGUAACCAUGGCAUGGUGUCCUGGUUGAAGGGGCACAAACGACACUGUAGUUUCAAAGACUGCGAUUGCGCAAAAUGCAACCUCAUCGCCGAAAGACAAAGAGUAAUGGCGGCUCAAGUUGCACUAAAACGUCAACAAGCUGCUGAAGAUGCUAUCGCCAUGGGAAUCAGGGCCUGUGUUUCAGAAAAUGGACUACCUAUAAUGACAGCUGGUCCUUUAUGGGGACCCGGGACAGUGACGGCCCCUCAUACAGAAAUGGAGCAUAAAAAUAAAUCGGAUGAUUCCGACGACGAUGAUGAAGAGAUUGAUAUUGACAGUAGAGAUGGUUUACCUGAUGUAACCCCCACAACUCCACCAAAUGUAAUAGAAGAAAAACCUCCCGCUGAAAAGCAUCCAACCCCGGUCACGCCACCACAGAUUGUCGACCGGCAUAAAAGAAAGGCCGAGAAGGACGACAGUACUAGUCCAUCUGCUUAUCGCCCCGGACGUUUGUCUCAUUUGGAAAUACUUGAGCGAGUUUUCCCUUAUCAACGCAAAGCUGUACUGGAGUUAGUGCUACAAGGGUGCAAUGGCGAUCUGGUUAAAGCCAUCGAACAUUUUUUAUCAGCCCAAGAUACGGUGUUAGCUCAACAACAGGCUAUGAAUUAA
This is a messenger RNA of Patella vulgata (common limpet), 711 nucleotides long. RefSeq names its product doublesex- and mab-3-related transcription factor dmd-4-like. Gene Ontology annotation, cellular component: nucleus. Gene Ontology annotation, biological process: regulation of transcription by RNA polymerase II; sex differentiation. The transcript is spliced from 3 exons. Lineage: Eukaryota; Metazoa; Mollusca; Gastropoda; Patellidae. The record is from RefSeq and is a predicted model, not a curated record. Gene Ontology annotation, molecular function: DNA-binding transcription factor activity, RNA polymerase II-specific; protein binding; RNA polymerase II cis-regulatory region sequence-specific DNA binding. Bases 1 to 711 code for a protein of 236 amino acids.